This is a messenger RNA of Uloborus diversus, 5426 nucleotides long. RefSeq names its product atos homolog protein A-like. NCBI's taxonomy places the organism in Eukaryota, Metazoa, Arthropoda, Arachnida, Araneae, Uloboridae. The record is from RefSeq and is a predicted model, not a curated record.
AGCACUGUUUGAGAAAGGGUCAGAAGAAAUUGCUGAAAGAGAGGAAAUACUUCAUUUGAGCAACAGUGCACCAGCUUCAAUAUUUAGUAGCAGUCUACUGGGAACGUUUGAGGAAUCUGUUUUAAAUGGUCGCCUUGAACCGGUUAGCACUGUGGAGGGCUUUACAGCUGAAAUAGGUGCCAGUGGGUCAUUUUGUCCACGUCAUAUAACUCUGCCAGUCACUGUAUUUUUUUACACUUUGCAAGACAUGGACAAAGUUACCUCUCCUUACCUAGGACAUAUUGACUUGCGGAGGAAAGAUUAUCAUAUUCCUAAGAAAGGGACAGUACAAGUGACAUUGUUCAACCCCCAUCAGACUGUAGUCAAGAUGUUUGUUGUUAGGUAUGACUUGAGUGACAUGCCAACUAACUGCCAAACUUUCUUGCGUCAGCGUACUCUAUACAUGCCGUCUGAUGCAACUGAAAGCGACACAGACGCACAGAAGUGGCUGCGAUAUCUCAUACACUUAAGGUUCAUGAGUUCAAAAUCUGGUCGGAUAUACCUUCACACGGAUGUUCGAGUGAUCAUCUUCCGCAAAAGUGACUUAGAUGCAGCCACGGUACAUGGGCAACGACCUUAUGAGCUCCGGUCUUUCAUUCAUGGGCCUAUCAAUCCCAAGUUCUCCUCGCACAAACCUUGAGCUUCGGGAAAGAUAGAAACCCCUAUCUGUGUACAUAGUGUUAGAAUACUCUUCCAAUUGUGAUCAAAUACAUAUGGCAUGUCCCCGUUUGACCUGGAAGACCUCUCUAUUUGCGAAACCUUUAGUCCCAGAUGCAAACUUCCACUUUCAAAAAUGGUCAAAAUAAUGUGCAGAGUUAAGAUAUGAACAGUUUGAAUUUAAAAAAUAAUUUAGUGAAAAAAUUACAAAAUCUAACUUUUUGUAUGGUCCCCAAUCCCCUACAUUGUAUUUAGGGAAAUCAAAAGCAUGAAAAAACAAUUUGAACACAAAAAGUUUGAAAUUUUAGUACAACCAACAUUCACGCAGAUAUGAAACUAAAAUUUUGUGACUCAUACCACUUGACACUUGCAUUGAAUUGCAUCUUUUUUGUUUUUGUGUGAGUGUGUGUGUAGGGGGGGGGAUAUAAGAACUAACAAGGGUUUAAAAUCAUAUGGGGGCAUAAAGUGUCUUUUUGAAUUGUACGAGCUUUUGUAGGAUUUUUACAUUUCAUAACAGAACAUUAGUAUUUCUUUUUCAAUAGCAAUAAAUUUUUUUUUUUUUUUACUUUGACAACCUGUCAUUCUUCUGAAAUGGGGAUAAGCUCCAAUCUCAUCUUUUGCACGGUCCCUCAAAACUUUAAACUCUACCUCCUUAAAUUUUGGCCGGAAAUAUUUCAAACUUUUUGUGUUGGCAUUUGUUUUUGAUGGAAAUUAUUUCCUUAGGUGUAAGUUACAGGACCAAAGAUCCGUAUAAAAUUUCGAUAUUUUUUUACUAAUUUUCUUUUUCGCUUCCUAUUUUCAAUACUUAAAGUUUACACCUCAUUUUGAACAUUUUUGCAGUUGCAAGUAUGCAUCUAGGACUAACGGUUACAAAAAUAGAGGUCUUGUAUUUCAUACGGUGGCAUGCUGUAUAAAUAUAUAUAUAUUAAGGCCUAGUAACAUGUUUAAUGAUGAUAUGGAGAUUUUUCAAAUAUAUUAAUACACAUAUACUUAGAGCUGUGGUUAACUUGUUGUCUAUAUAUAUAAAUUAUAUAUAUAUCUAUAUUAUCAAAGUAAAGGGUGCACUAAAAGAAUUUGUGUCUUUAUUUUUCUGUUUUGUUUAUUCACGGAAAUAAAGAAAUGAGAAGAGUGAAAAAAACAUACUUUUUUUUUUUGGAAAAUAUUUAUUCAAACCUGAUAUAUUAUGUACACAUUGAAAACUAUUCUUGAAAAGUACAGUUUUCUAUAUAGUUUUUAUAAAAAUUGAUCUUAAAACUACUUAUUUUUAGAAAAGGUGUUGUACUAUAAAUAGUUCUGAAAAGCAAGAGUUAUUUUUCAGAUGGAUGAUUCAAAGUUUUUUUUUCUGUUUCGAAGUACAUAACAAAUACAGAGUAAGAAAAUUAUUUAUGCUUUAUUUUGCUUUUCAAAUUCAUUCAUAAAUUCUCUCAGCAAAUGUGGCUGUUUUUUUAGUUACUCUAAAAAACUUUACAUUUGGUAUAAUGUUUAAGUAUUUACAAAAAGUACAUUGGAGACUUUUUUACAUAUGCACAUAACUUAGGAAACAUUCGUGCUUAAAUGCUCCUCAAAUUUAGAUUUUGUUGUAAUUUUUUAAAUAAAUGAAAUACACUCAAUUUCGUCUUAAAUUAAUCUAUGUGUGAAACAUUAUUUAAACUAUUUCUCUAUCAGAUAAACCCUUAAUACAAAAGCAGAUUCACUGGCCUAGCCAAUAAUUCUCUUCAAAGAUGAUUUUUUUCUGAUAAAGAAGAGUUUCAAAAAAUAAUUCAGAACUUUUCUUAAAAACUAAAUAUUUUUUUUUCUGUACAAUAAUCAUCUUCAGUUUUUAAAAUUUAGUUUCUCAGUAGAAGUUGCUACUGCUUGACAUAACUAUAGACUAAUUUUUUUCUGAAAAACUCUUCAAAAAUUCUCCUUACUUUGAAAAGUAAGAGAGAAAUGCUAAUUCUCAUCCAUUUUGUUUUUUAACUUUGAAAGAUUUCUUAAUGAUUAAAAAAAUGUAUUAAGACAAUAUAUAUGUAAGAAUCUGCUAUUGUAGUAACUAUUAUUGAAAUCCUUAGUCUGAAAGUGUUAAACUACUACACGAUAAAUUAAUUUUACUAAAUUCUGGAUUGUUGAAGUAUUCAGGUUUUUUUUUUAAAUUUAAUCUCAAAAUUUCAAUAUGAUUUUUGAAAAAAUAGCAGAUAAUAACAGUGUCACAUAAAUACAUUACUAUCUUAAAAUUGUCUUUUUGUUAUUGGCUACUGUGUCAUAUGUUCACAUAAUAGAUAAAGAGCAAAUAUAGUACAUGCAUAAAAGUAGUAAAGAACUUCAUCCAUCUGCGACAACUUUUGUGGUUUGAAGCAGAAGCAGUGUUAAAAAAGCAUUGGUAGUUGCUACAUUUGACAAAAUGAUAACAGGCGCUCAUAGGAUUAUAUGGAGAAAGAGAGGGGACUUUUUUUUGGUCGAGAGUAAUUUAGAACUUAUUAAAAGUCCUUACUUUCAUGUUAGUUUCAAAGCCCAUGCAUUCCAAAAAAAAAAAAAUCUUACUUACAAUAAUUCUAUGCUUUUAUUUAUUUCCUAUUUAAAGAAAUAUACAAAUGAAAUUCUGUAUGUUUUCUAUUUUAUGAAAUUUUCUGCAUCCCUUCUUUCUUCUACUCAUAUGGGCGCCCAUGAGAAUAAUGUAGUACUGAAAAACUUUGCAAACUCUACUUGUUGUCACAAUUCAGUCAGGUUAAACGAUUUCGUGAGUGCACAUAGUUGUUUUUCCCUACAUAUAUGCAGACAAAUUCUAUCAGUGGUAUCAAAAUGGCUGUCUGUGAGCUGCAGCUGAGCCCUAACUCUACUAUAUAUAGUUUGCAAUAACACUAUUAAUGCAUUUGAAUUAAAGUCUUUCUGUUCACAAAUUUAGAUUCAAGUUAAAAAGGUCCACCCCCCCCUCCCGCACCUUUAUUAUUUAUGGUUUGCUAAGAGCGAUAAAGCAUCUAAAGAAAACAAUAACUUAGUCAAAACAGUCUCAUAUGUAACCGCUGAAAAAAAGGAAAAUAAAAAGAAAAGUAAGGAAUAAAAAUCAAGUGAAGGAAAAGAGGAAAUACAGUUUAACAUUAAAAAAAAGAUUUUUCAUUAAAUUCAGGUUUAAAGCAAAUAUAGAAUUUUCAAACACAUUAUAAAUUUCCACAGACUUUUUUUUUUUACAAACCUAUUAUAAAUUUUCACCACAAACAAGUCGCUUAACUUUAAUGGUCCCAUAUAUUUAGAUUUGCACGUCAGAACCGCUGCAGACCUCCACCAGAGUUUCCUCUGGCCUCGUCCUGCCAUAUAUUUAGAUUAGGCUAUAUGUUGCUAUUUUUACUCAUAAUUUUAUUUACAAAAGGGGUAAAAAAGACCUCAGCUGCCUUCUGAUUUGUGUGCUAAGCCCACAUGCAGUAUGUAUUUGAAACCACUGACUUACAAUCUUAAUUCUUUAAUCAAUGGAAAUUAUUUUUGCUAAUCAAAUUUUUUUCAUUAAGUUUUUCAACAUUCAGUUUAUUAAUUAUUUGCGUAAAAAGGGGGAGACAUCCAAUAACUUGGGGUGGGGGGGGGGGAAUUCUGCCAAACGUAAUUUGUCUUUUUAACUUUCAAGAGUAUGGAAACCCCCAUUCUAUCAGCCCUAAGACUUUUCUAAACCUUACCAAUCUUUUUGAUACUCAUUAUAGCCUAUUGCAAAACUGACACACUGCAACUGGUUCUUUAACUCAUUUGCUGUAAGUAACAUAGUUAAGAUUUUGUUUUUUUAAGCAUUUAAAAAAAAUUCUAUCAUUUGUUGCUCAUAUUUAUGAGAAGGAAGUUCUUUUUUUUUUGCAUAUGUUAUCAAUAUGAAUACAUUCAUAUCUGUUUCCCAAUUGAUUGGUGUAAAAAUUCUGCUCCAUGCUUUGUUUACAUUUGCGAAAUAAAAUUUCAUUUAUAACACUACACUACCUGCGGUUUAACCAGCUCUGGUUUUUUGAUCUAGAGCAGGAGCACCCCCAAAAGUCUUGAUUGACGGGAACAUGGAGGUCUCUGUGACCACAACAGUUUUAAUGUGCGCCAGUCACCAUUAGCAUACAUGUUGGAUGUUUGAUAGGCAUCAAAUAAGGGACCCUAAGAACCAACUCCUUACCGAUUAGGCUACCACAGCUGCUCAUUCGUACCUGGCAUUGACAACAAGUUUGACAAAUCUUCAAUUUGGCAAGGUUUCACCCAAGUUACUGAGAGUCUCCCAGAAUAUAAUAACAUGAGUAAAUUUUUUCUUUGAUUCCGUCCUCUUAUUUAACUUUUUUUUUCCACCUCUUCCUCUCCUAAUGUUGUGAAUUAUUAGUUAAUGUUUAAACUCUGCUAUUUGCCGUGUCCAGUAGCAGUACAUUAUCAGACGAUGCUUUCCUUUUGCUGUCAGUCUUCAAUGAGAGCACGGAAAGCAUUUAUUGCCAAUAUCUAAUUACACUGUUUUCAUCUUACACUUAUUGCAAGAUAAAAUAGUGGCUAGAUUAUGUGUAAAGGCCAGGAUAUUAUUGCAAGGCAUGAAAUAUUUAAUUUAUUGUUAUUUGUUUUGUUGUAGCUCUCCAUAAAAUAUUGUUGUGUUGUUUGUCAUUUAUUAAUUUUAAGUAUAUGAAGUGUUUAGUUUUAAAAUCAUUUAAAGUAUUUAUUUUAACUGAAAUUCCCCAAUAAUUUUACUUAGAUAUUUACUUUGUAUCAUCUGUUUUAUUGUCGAGACUUAUAAAUAAUAAAGACUAAUUUUUAUAUAA